This is a messenger RNA of Macrosiphum euphorbiae (potato aphid), 762 nucleotides long. NCBI's taxonomy places the organism in Eukaryota, Metazoa, Arthropoda, Insecta, Hemiptera, Aphididae. The record is from the annotation of a GenBank genome assembly.
AUGAAAUGCUCUAACUCGAAUGCGGAAUCUUUGGACUUCAUGAAAUCAAAAGGGAUGGCAUUCAAUUGUGAAGACUGCUCGAAAAAACUUAAACAAGACAGAGGAGAAAAUACACCCAUUAAAGGUAUAUCACAAACAAAAGGUGACUCAAAUAUCUAUAUGAACAGUGAUUUAGACACCAGAGCUAUAACCACUAGAUUCGUCGAACUUAUUAAAAACCAGAUAACUACUAAUGAUACUCUCUUAACCCUAAGUAACCGGAUAUUAGAACUCGAGAAAACAUUAAAAGAAAAAUACGGCAUAAUACAAAAUCUAGAAAUAAAAAUCAACAUAUUAGAACAAAACGAAAGAGCGUCUCUAGUAGAAAUAAGUGGCGUAAAAAACGAAAAUAAUGAAAAUGUUGAAACAAUCGUUAAUGAUAUCGCAGGAAUUGGAGAAGUUGAUAUUAGUCUUUUUGAUAUUGAAAAUGUAUACCGAAAUUUAUCAAAUCGUAAUUUGGAAGCACCUCAAACAGUCGUAGAAUUUUCUUCAAAAAAAAAAAAAGGGAAGAAUUCAUUAGGAAACGGGGAAAAAUUGAAUUCAAAGGAUCAACAAUAUAUAUUACCUAAUGAAAACUUAACAGCUUACAAUAGAAAACUGCUUUGGGAGACUAGAUCAAAAGCAAAAGAACUUUUAUACCGAUACAUUUGGACAAGGAAUGGCAGAAUCUUCUGCAAAAAAGACACAAAUAAAAUACGUAUUUUUCGAACUAAUAAGGUCUAA